UAUAUAACAAUGCAUGUUUUCAAAGCGGCAGCUAAAUCUAUCAGAAGAAACCAAGAUCAACAUGGAGGGGAUAGAACACAAGACUAUAACUGCAAAUGGGCUCAACAUCCACAUAGCACAAAAGGGUGAAGGCCCAAUAGUCCUCUUUAUCCACGGUUUCCCGGAGCUAUGGUACUCCUGGCGCCACCAAAUCUUAUUUUUGGCGGAUCAUGGCUACCGAGCCGUGGCACCAGACCUUCGUGGCUAUGGUGACACGACAGGCGCACCGCUCAAUGACCCCACCAAGUUCACCAUUCACCAUCUGGUGGGUGACAUGAUUGGGGUCCUAGAUGCCAUAACGAAGGAUGGGGAAAAGGUGUUUGUUGUGGGUCAUGAUUGGGGUGCCAUCAUUGCUUGGCACUUGUGCUUGUUUAGGCCCGAUAGGGUGAUGGGUUUGGUGAACAUGAGCGUGCCGUUUCUUCCGUGGAACCCAAAUGGGGACAUGGCUACCAUGCUUAAAAAUGCUUAUGGAGAGGAUCACUACAUGAGUAGAUUUCAGGAACCGGGAGAUAUUGAAGCAGAGUUGGGUAAAAUGAGUGCUGAAACAGUCAUGAAAAAGUUCUUGGCGUACCGAGAUCCGGAUCAAAUUUAUUUUCCUAAAGGUAAAGGAUUUCGAUAUUCACCCGGUGACACCCCUGUCACUUUGCCAUCUUGGCUAUCCGAAGAAGACGUUCAAUACUUUGCUAGCUCCCUUCAAAAGACUGGUAUUACCGGUGCAGUCAACUAUUAUCGCGCUUUUCGUUUGAGUUGGGAACUGACAGCGGCAUGGAAGGGUGCGAAAGUGAUGGUGCCGACAAAGUUCAUCAUCGGAGACCUUGAUUUGACUUAUCAUAUGCCGGGAUUGAAGGAUUAUAUUGUUGGUGAUGAGUUUAAGAAAGAUGUUCCAUUGUUGGAGGAAGUGGUUGUCAUGGAAGGUGUUGCUCACUUCGUUAACCAAGAGAAGCCUGACCAAGUAAACAAACACCUAAUAGAUUUUCUACAGAAGUUUUAAUGUUAAUUUUUAAAGUUUUGUGUAUCCACAAGUUGGUUUGGUUCAAGACAAAUGUAAUACAAGUUACUUUGUGUUUCUAUCGUAACGGUUUAAUCAUUUAUGACUUGA
Molecule: messenger RNA, 1138 nt
Organism: Helianthus annuus (common sunflower)
Lineage: Eukaryota; Viridiplantae; Streptophyta; Magnoliopsida; Asterales; Asteraceae
Product: epoxide hydrolase A
Exons: 3
Coding region: 14-1030 (338 amino acids)
Molecular function (GO): hydrolase activity
Source: RefSeq, a predicted model, not a curated record